This is a messenger RNA of Thunnus maccoyii (southern bluefin tuna), 2328 nucleotides long. RefSeq names its product pyrroline-5-carboxylate reductase 1b (gene pycr1b). Lineage: Eukaryota; Metazoa; Chordata; Actinopteri; Scombriformes; Scombridae. Gene Ontology annotation, biological process: L-proline biosynthetic process. The coding region runs from base 188 to 1162 and encodes 324 amino acids. The transcript has 9 exons. Gene Ontology annotation, molecular function: pyrroline-5-carboxylate reductase activity. The record is from RefSeq and is a predicted model, not a curated record.
GUUGUGGCGUACAUUGGGCGGGUUUGACUAAAAAAAGGGAAGCCACGUUGACACAAAAAGUGGUGAUUUCUGUGUUUUUUUCCGACGCCGGGAAAUAACGGUCACGUCGUCAACUUUCAUCUGUGAGUCGAGGAGACUCAGCUGGAACAUCUAGGAAAAGGGCAGAGAAGCCACAUCAUCUGACAGGAUGAGUGUUGGAUUCAUUGGAGCGGGCCAGCUGGCUCACGCGCUGGUGAAGGGUUUCACGGCUGCAGGUGUGAUUGCUACACAGAGGAUUACGGCCAGCUCCCCAGACACAGACCUGCCCACUGUGUCGGGUCUGAGGAAAAUGGGGGUGAACCUGACAACAAGCAACAAAGAGACAGUCAGUAAGAGUGAUGUGCUCUUUCUGGCCGUGAAGCCCCACAUCAUCCCCUUCGUUCUGGAUGAGAUCGGGCCAGACAUCGAGGACCGCCAUCUCAUAGUCUCCUGUGCUGCAGGUGUCACCAUCAGCUCCAUAGAGAAGAAGCUGCUUCAGUACCGUACAACUCCUAAAGUGAUGAGGUGUAUGACUAAUACUCCAGUGGUGGUGAAAGAGGGAGCUACAGUGUAUGCUACUGGGACUCAUGCAGAGGUAGAGGACGGCAAGUUACUGGAGCAGCUGAUGGCCAGUGUAGGUUUCUGCACUGAGGUGGAGGAGGACCUCAUUGACGCUGUCACUGGGCUCAGUGGCAGUGGGCCCGCUUAUGCGUUCACAGCGCUGGAUGCUCUAGCAGACGGAGGAGUGAAGAUGGGUCUGCCCAGGAGACUGGCUGUCAGACUUGGAGCUCAGGCCUUAUUGGGAGCAGCUAGGAUGCUGCUGGACUCGGAGCAGCACCCCGGCCAGCUGAAGGACAACGUAUGCUCACCAGGUGGCGCCACCAUCCAUGCCCUGCACGUCCUGGAGAGCGGUGGCUUCCGCAGCCUCCUGAUCAACGCAGUGGAGGCUUCAUGCAUCAGGACACGGGAGCUGCAGUAUCUGGCUGACCAGGAGCGCAUCUCUCCAGCAGCCAUCAAGAAAACUACGCUGGACCAGGUGCUCCAGCAGCCCGGAGUCACAGUCAGCGGAGUGGCUAACGGGAACGGCAAAUCAGGGCUCAGCCUGUUCAACAAUCGUAGCCCUGGCGUCAAGAAGAAGAACUGAGUGCACAGAGAGGCAGGCGCACACACAAACACAUUACAAGGCUCAAGUGUACCAACGUGUACCAACGUGUACACACACGAACGUACAAACAUACAUCUCCAAAAGCUGUUCAGCCAUUCCUGUUGACAAACUGACUCAGGAUGGCUCUGAAGUCACAUCUGUAUUACUUUGCCAAAAUUAUUUAUUCAUACUUGAAUCAAAUGCGGACAAUGGACCCGGUGCACCACAGUGCACACAAGCGUUGCUCACAGUUAUAGCCUUAUGUUGUGAUGCAGGAUUACUGUCUACACAUGAACACAUUCAGAUACACACUGAAGAGCAAAAGUGCAUUUACAAUCUGUUUUCUGCCUGUGUUUGGUCUCUAGACUAUCUAGAGCUGUUAAACAGUAAUGACCCAGUGGGCCAUCAUAGGAUCCUGGUACACACCAGACAGCAGAUGGCUGCUGGGAUACCAUCAAGCUGUUAAUGUACGUCUUCAAUGUCCUGUGUUUUUUUUUUUUUUUUAAAAACAAUGAAGAUACAAUGUUAGACAUCAUGUUCCUUCUUCUGCUUUUCCAAAUAAUUUUAAAGACUGAACAAAAAAAGUAAUAGCUUUAUUUUAUGUAGUUUUGUUUGUCACGUAUAAACAUUAUGAUCUUUCUGGAUAAAUCUCUGCAUUGAUUACAGGUGGGUUUAUAGCACAUUAAGAACAUGGUGCCUUCGACUCUGACCCAGAACUUUAUUUUUCUCACAUAACAAGGUCAUUCCAAGCUUUAAUGCACCUCUGAUAUCAGAAUUAUCCUCAUAUCAAUAAUAUGUUUGUUGCUGUUAAAUUUAAUUUUAACAAUGAUUGCAAGUCUUAAACCCCAAAUCUUGAACCGUUAUUUUGAACCUUUUGGUGUUUUAAACCACAAAGGCACUUCUCACCUUUUCUCUCGUGAGGAGAAUGUGAUAUUGUUGCCUGAAAGUGCUCCAAGAAAACUGAAAUCAUUCACACUUGUCAAAGAAUAUAUUCAUGAGUACGAUGUAAAAGAAUUACAUCAGUCAUUAGUCCGUCCUAAUUGUGUGUUUUGUAUUGUUAGAAUUAUAUUUAUCCCCAUAAUGUUAUGUAUUAUUUUGUUUGGUCUAUCAAUCACUAAGAUGGUUUACCGGUCAAAAAGUCAAUAUUAAAGAAGCAGAAACAAAUA